Messenger RNA from Humulus lupulus (European hop), 1374 nucleotides. RefSeq names its product L-ascorbate oxidase homolog. The coding region runs from base 125 to 937 and encodes 270 amino acids. Lineage: Eukaryota; Viridiplantae; Streptophyta; Magnoliopsida; Rosales; Cannabaceae. Gene Ontology annotation, molecular function: copper ion binding; oxidoreductase activity. The transcript is spliced from 5 exons. The record is from RefSeq and is a predicted model, not a curated record.
UCUUCUCUCCUGCACAGCACUUAUAUAAAUACCUGCUCUCCCUUUCUUCUUCUUCUUCACUCAUUUCUUACCAUUGUCCAAUUUUAGAAGAGCAAAGCAAACUGAACAAUUUGAUUCAGUUUCCAUGGCGCUGAUCAUAAGCUUAGCGAGAGUCAAACUCUGUUCUCUGCUAUAUUUCGCCGCUGCUUCUCUCUUCGCCAUUGUUAGGGCUGAAGAUCCUUACAGGUUCUUUGACUGGAAUGUCACUUAUGGUGACAUUUACCCGCUCGGUGUUCGCCAACAGGGAAUCCUUAUCAACGGACAAUUUCCAGGACCAGAUAUUCAUUCGGUCACUAAUGACAAUCUCAUUAUCAAUGUUUACAAUAGCUUGGACGAGCCUUUUCUCCUUUCUUGGAAUGGAAUUCAAAACAGGAGAAAUUCUUUUGAAGAUGGUGUAUGGGGAACCACAUGCCCAAUUCCCCCUGGCAAGAAUUUCACAUACAUUCUCCAAGUGAAGGAUCAGAUUGGGAGCUUUUACUAUUUUCCUUCUCUUGCAUUCCACAAAGCUGCUGGUGGAUUUGGAGGUAUUAGAAUCCUUAGCAGACCAAGAAUCCCUGUUCCUUUUCCAGACCCUGCUGGUGAUUACACUGUUCUUAUUGGGGAUUGGUACAAGUCCAACCACACGGAUUUGAAAGCCCAUCUUGAUGGGGUAAGAAGCUUCCUUCUCCUGAUGGAAUUCUCAUCAAUGGUCGUGGACCUAAUAGUUAUUCUCUUACUGUUGACCAAGACUGAGAUGACCGAGCGUCGAGCAUCGCAGAGUACGACCCCUGUAUCAUCUGCUGCUUCUUGUGUCGGCGAUAAUGUCGAUGGUCAGUUCCCGCCUGAUAUGGAUAUUUUCACGGAUGUCCUUGGACCCCGCUCGCGUUAUAAGAAAGGGUUGGGGGGUUGCCUAGGUUGAAGGCAAUUGGCGCAAAGAGGGCAGCAUCUUCGUCAACUUCUCAAAUGUUCGAGAAAUUGCCACCUGAAGUGGACAGCAUUUUGCAGCACACUGAGGACAUUAUGCUAGAAAAUCAGAACCUAAAAAAGCAUAAUACUAAACUUGAGAGUCAUCAACGGCGUCAAGAUCUUCUGCUCAGUGCUUUGUUGAAGCAGGUUGGUGAAAUGACUCCUGGUUUUACUAUUGACUUACCAGACCAGGAUUUGGAUGAGGACGAUGAUGUUGACGGGGGCGGGGAUGAUGAGGUGGGCAGUACUCAUUUGUAGAACUUUUUAUUUUUAUUUUUUAAAGUUUAAUUUAUUAGACAUUUAUUUUACUAAACUAUUUUUAUAUUUUCAUGUUUGGUGGAGACAAUAAAUAUUAAUAGUUGUAAUUUUUUUUAUUUAUUUAUAAAAUUU